UGUGGAGGCUGUUGGGCUUUCAGUGUUGUCGGCAGCAUAGAGUCUGCCUAUGCAAUGAAAGGGAACGUCCUGGAAGAACUCAGCAUACAACAGGUCAUUGAUUGUUCGUACAACAACAACGGUUGCAAUGGUGGCUCUACUGUCAGCGCUCUGAAUUGGCUGAAUCAGACCCAUGUGAAGCUAGUGAGGUAUUCCAAGUAUCCGUUCAAAGCUCAAACGGGUUUAUGCCACUAUUUUAGUCGCUCGGAUUUUGGAGUCUCAAUCACAGGGUAUGCUGCAUUUGACUUCAGCGGACAUGAAGAAAAGAUGAUGGAGAUACUUGUUGAAUGGGGUCCCUUGGUGGCAAUUGUUGAUGCGGUUAGCUGGCAAGAUUAUUUGGGUGGUAUCAUACAGUAUCACUGUUCCAGUGGCGAGCCAAAUCACGCUGUUCUCAUUACUGGCUUUGAUACAACAGGUAGCAUCCCCUAUUGGAUUGUACGGAACUCUUGGGGACGUUCAUGGGGAAUAGAUGGCUACGCUCAUGUUAAAAUAGGUUCCAAUGUCUGUGGUAUUGCUGAUGAAGUCUCUGCCGUGUUUGUGUGAAAUGGUUGGCCUAAACAAAGGAGAAGCGGCGAUCGUCUGGAUCAUUACUCAGUUUGAAGGCAUUUUAUUUUUAAGAAGGGGCAUUCUGAUGAGCCUUUGUAACUGUGACAGGCCCUGGGCUGUGCUAGAAGAAGAAGAAUUGAUUGGAUUCAU
Molecule: messenger RNA, 735 nt
Organism: Gekko japonicus
Lineage: Eukaryota; Metazoa; Chordata; Lepidosauria; Squamata; Gekkonidae
Product: cathepsin O-like
Exons: 5
Cellular component (GO): lysosome
Molecular function (GO): cysteine-type endopeptidase activity
Source: RefSeq, a predicted model, not a curated record